Cyclopterus lumpus (lumpfish) is the source of this 2652-nucleotide messenger RNA. Its product is annotated as ATP-dependent zinc metalloprotease YME1L1-like. Gene Ontology annotation, biological process: mitochondrion organization; protein quality control for misfolded or incompletely synthesized proteins. The transcript is spliced from 18 exons. NCBI's taxonomy places the organism in Eukaryota, Metazoa, Chordata, Actinopteri, Perciformes, Cyclopteridae. Gene Ontology annotation, molecular function: ATP binding; ATP hydrolysis activity; metalloendopeptidase activity. Bases 207 to 2387 code for a protein of 726 amino acids. Gene Ontology annotation, cellular component: mitochondrial inner membrane. The record is from RefSeq and is a predicted model, not a curated record.
CAUGACGUCAUAUUGUAGUCCAUUCGACCUCAGAUGCCGGAGAAUCCAUUUGCAGUUUGUUAGCUAAGCUGCCGAAAGUUGUGUAACAAGGAAAACAAAAGGACACCGCUCCCGGGAGGACUCGUUCUUGUGCUUUAUCCAGAGGGUACAACCCUCUCCUACUCCCCCCAACCCAGCUCCUAAUAUUGAAUUAUCAUUCGGCAAACAUGUUUUCAUUGUCAACGUCGUUUCAGCCUCAGCAGAUGAUAGUGCCCCUCAGCCAGCUCAUCAACGCCCUCCACGCUCUGAAGAACUCUGCCACGGCUUCGGUCCAGGCCCUGCACAAAGACUUCCUUCCAGAGCACAGUUCGUAUCUCAAUGAGCCCUGUGUGAGUCUGAGGGAUCUGGGCCUGUCAGACAUCCGGGUGAGUCAGCUGGAUGAGUUGGUCCGUAGGUUGUUGCCGGUACCAGGACCAGAAGAACCUCCCGCCGCGUCCUCGAUAUGGAGGUCGAGUCACGUUUCUGCCAACAGCUUCUUUCACAACAAGCACGGGUUUUCACAGAGAAGGUCAGGAGUUUUCGGCUCCCGCAUCUUCCACACACAAUACCACAGUCCUCUAAGAGAAGCUUGCUCAGAGCUGCAGUUCUUGCCUGUAUGGGUCCAGAGUCGGGGUUUCAAGACGCUGCAAUCAAAGACCAGACGAAGAGAGUCUGGUUAUGACGGUCCGGUGGAGUCCGAGGCCUACACGCCAUUCUUCAUGAAGGGAUUUCUUCAGAAGGAAAAGGUACCAGAAGCACAAUCACUGGACCAACUGACGAAACAAAAGAACGUUCCCGUUAACCAGCAGGAAUCUUUCAAGACGGGUUUCACCGAGGGGUUCAUGAGGUCUCAGGCCUUCACUCAGAGAACACAAGACUCGCUCAGGAGAACCAGGUUGAUCCUGGUGGUCCUUCUACUUAUUGGUAUUUAUGGCUUGUCAAGAAGCCCGUUUCUCUCGGGUAAAGGCUCCUUUUCUGAUGCUGUGAGGUUCCGCACCACAUCUGGUCUUGACUCGGCGGUCGACCCCGUCCAGGUGAAGAAUGUGACAUUUGACAAUGUCAAAGGCGUGGAGGAGGCCAAAAAUGAAUUGCAAGAAGUUGUCGACUUUCUCAAGAACCCCCAGAAAUAUACGGUUCUGGGUGGAAAGCUGCCGAAAGGGAUCCUCCUCGUUGGUCCACCGGGCACAGGAAAGACUCUGUUAGCGAGGGCCGUGGCCGGAGAGGCCGACGUGCCUUUCUACUACGCCUCCGGGUCAGAGUUCGACGAGAUGUUUGUGGGCGUCGGCGCGAGUCGAAUCAGGAACCUCUUCAAAGAGGCCAAAGCCAACGCUCCCUGUGUCAUCUUCAUUGAUGAGUUGGACAGCGUCGGUGGGAAAAGAGUCGAGUCUCCAAUGCAUCCCUAUUCCAGACAAACCAUCAACCAGCUGCUGGCUGAAAUGGACGGGUUUAAACCAAAUGAAGGCGUCAUCGUUGUUGGCGCUACAAACUUUGCAGAGGCGUUGGAUAGCGCUCUGGUGAGGCCAGGAAGGUUUGACAUGCAGGUGACCGUCCCUCGCCCCGAUGUGAAAGGACGCACUGAAAUUCUCCACUUGUACCUCUCCAAGAUCAAAAUGGACCCUGCCGUGGAUGCGUCGAUUAUUGCCCGGGGCACAGUGGGCUUCACCGGGGCCGAACUGGAGAACCUGGUCAACCAGGCCGCCCUGAAGGCCGCCAUGGACGAGAAAGACAUGGUCUCAAUGAGUGACCUGGAGUUCGCUAAAGACAAGAUCAUCAUGGGCCCCGAGAGGAGAAGUGUCGAAAUCGACAAGAAGAAUAAGACCAUCACAGCCUACCACGAGUCGGGCCAUGCUAUUGUCGCCUUUUACACCAAAGAUGCAAUGCCCAUCAAUAAGGCCACGAUCAUGCCCAGAGGCCCAACUCUCGGCCAUGUGUCCAUGCUCCCCGAGAACGACCGCUGGAGUGAGACGAGAGCCCAGCUGCUGGCUCAGAUGGAUGUCAGUAUGGGCGGGCGAGUCGCGGAGGAGCUCAUCUUCGGAGACGAAUACAUCACCACUGGAGCCUCCAGUGACUUCGAUGGAGCAACCAAAAUAGCAAAAAUGAUGGUGACCAGAUUCGGCAUGAGUGACAAGCUUGGUGUGAUGACCUACGGCGACGUGACCAAGCAGAGCCCCGAGACGCAAGCUGUCAUCGAGCAGGAAAUCAGGGCUUUGCUGAAUGACUCCUAUGAACGUGCCCGACACCUCCUGAAGACUUACAGCAAGGAGCACAAGAAGCUAGCGGAUGCUCUGCUGACGCAUGAGACUCUAGACGCCAAAGAGAUCAAGCUGGUGCUGGAGGGCAAAUCCCCGGAGCUCCAGAUACUUCAGUAGAGGUUUUAGCCUCCUGUAUCAUGUAUAUAUGACGCUGUGCGAAUACGCACAGGCCUAGUAUUUCAUUUGUUUGUAUCCCUCAUUAUUAUUAUUAUUAUUAAUGUGAAGAUGACACUGAAAUGAUGAAGUUUCACCCCCUUAGAAACAUUUUUAUUUUAUUAGAAUCUGUCUCGCAUUUCCUGUAGAGAAGACUUUUUGGUUUCACAGCGCUUUUAAAAGCACUAGGUGUCAUGAGAUGGACAUAAAUAUUCUACUGAAGGAUGUU